Molecule: messenger RNA, 1611 nt
Organism: Penicillium longicatenatum
Lineage: Eukaryota; Fungi; Ascomycota; Eurotiomycetes; Eurotiales; Aspergillaceae
Exons: 6
Coding region: 1-1611 (536 amino acids)
Biological process (GO): amino acid transport; transmembrane transport
Cellular component (GO): membrane
Molecular function (GO): transmembrane transporter activity
Source: RefSeq, a predicted model, not a curated record
AUGGCGACAAUCCAAGAUGACGAUGAACUUCUGCUGGCUCGUAUUGGUUAUAAACAGGAACUACGACGGGAAUUUUCCAAAUGGUCGACGAUUUCCUACGCUAUCUCCAUCCUCGGGGUGCUCGGUUCGGUUCCUGCAACCUUCGGCUCUCCCUUAUCGGUUGGUGGCCCUGCAACGGCAGUUUGGUGCUGGUUGAUUGGCUCCUGCAUGGCCAUGUGCAUCGGGAGUUCCGUAGCGGAGCUAGUGUCCGCAUACCCAACCGCUGGUGGCAUGUAUUUUGUAACCAAACAUGUCGUGCCCAAAGACCAAGUCCCCAUUUUCUCAUGGGUUCAAGGAUGGUGCAAUUUACUGGGUCAGACCGCGGGCGUAUCCAGUGUGGCAUAUACCGUCAGCCAGAUGUUGUUGGCUUGUGUCAGUAUGAAUUCGGAUCUUGUAGAUGGGCAGUAUUCAUAUUCCCCAACUGCACUGCAAACGGUGCUGGUUUCGAUUGGAAUAUUAUGCUUUCUCGGCAUCAUUUGCUCAUUGACAACAAAAUCUCUUCAUCGGAUCAUUCUGUGGUUUGCUCCUAUCAAUAUUGCGGCCACCAUUGGCAUCUGUAUUGCACUAAUAUAUCUUACCCCGGAUAAGAUGCCGGCCUCGUGGGUCUUUACCCACUUCACUGACGGGUCUGGGUGGGGCUCCAAGGUCUUCUCCUUCUUCCUAGGCUUCUUAUCCGUUGCAUGGACGAUGACCGAUUAUGAUGGGACCACGCAUAUGUCGGAAGAGACCCACGAUGCCGCUGUUCGAGGUCCCAUCGCCAUCAAGACCGCCGUCUUAGUCAGUGGAUUCUUCGGAUGGCUGUUGACCGUCUGCAUGUGCUUCUGCCUGACGGACUUUGAAAAAAUCCUGCAUACACCUACCGGCCUGCCGGCUGCGCAGAUCUUCCUCAACGCCGGAGGAAAAGUAGGUGGCACGGCAAUGUGGUCAUUUGCCAUCCUGGUGCAGUUCUUCACCGGCUGCUCGGCCAUGCUGGCUGAUACCAGGAUGGCAUAUGCCUUUGCCAGAGAUAAUGCCCUGCCAUUUUCUAAGUUCCUUUCAAAAGUCAAUACCCAUACGCAUACGCCUGUCAAUGCAGUAUGGUUCGUGGUCAUUUUUAGCAUUGGUCUGAACUGCAUUGCCAUCGGCUCCACUGAAACUGCGACGGCAAUAUUCAGUGUCACGGCGCCAGCGCUCGAUUUGUCUUACGUUUCGGUGAUCUUGGCUCACCAGAUCUACAAAUCCCGGGUCAAGUUUGUGGAGGGUCCCUACACUCUGGGUAGGUGGGGAGCUCCUAUCAACUAUGUCGCCAUUAUCUGGGUCUUGUUCAUUAGCACAAUCCUCUUCUUCCCAAGUCAAAUUCCUGUGACCAAGGCCAACAUGUAUGACUUUCCCUGGAAUAUGAAGUCGGCGUUUACUGAUAAGGCCCCCAGGAACUAUGCCGUCUGUGUGGCGGCUUUUAUUGCCAUGUUUGCUUUGGUAUGGUGGUGGGUUGAGGCUCGAGGCAAAUACACUGGACCUCAAACUAAUGAUACCAUUCACGAAGUCCCAAUCGAGGAUGACGACUACGAGGGAGAUCAUGAAAUCAGCGUGUAG